This is a messenger RNA of Larimichthys crocea (large yellow croaker), 509 nucleotides long. It is a transcript of the gene sec61g, whose product is annotated as SEC61 translocon subunit gamma. The record is from RefSeq and is a predicted model, not a curated record. Gene Ontology annotation, cellular component: membrane. Gene Ontology annotation, molecular function: transmembrane protein transporter activity. The transcript has 4 exons. The coding region runs from base 148 to 354 and encodes 68 amino acids. Gene Ontology annotation, biological process: intracellular protein transport; protein targeting. Lineage: Eukaryota; Metazoa; Chordata; Actinopteri; Sciaenidae.
GCUCAAAGAAAAAAGAGAAAGACGCUCAUACGCAUGCGCGUCUAAAGUCUACGUCAGCUCUUCUCUAGCAGUCUGCGUGAACGCGACGUGGCCCUCAGUCCUCUGCCUGUCUGCUCACCUAACACGACACAACCCGAUCAAAUAAACAUGGACCAGGUAAUGCAGUUUGUGGAGCCCAGCCGGCAAUUUGUCAAAGACUCCAUAAGGCUCGUAAAGAGAUGCACAAAACCCGACAGGAAAGAGUUCCAGAAGAUUGCCAUGGCCACAGCGAUUGGGUUUGCCAUCAUGGGUUUCAUUGGUUUCUUCGUCAAACUCAUUCACAUCCCCAUCAACAACAUCAUCGUGGGCGGUUAAAUCCUCAUCAAGCAAAAACAAACUUCAAUACCUGGGCUCAGGAGACAUGGUGCAAAGCGUUUUUGGGAUGGUGUGAUUGGGGACUGAAGGGAUGGCAUUUUUACAUUCUGUGCAUUUGUAUUUCAAUGUGUAAAUAAAACCAAUGGAAAGCCGGA